Molecule: messenger RNA, 3763 nt
Organism: Armigeres subalbatus
Lineage: Eukaryota; Metazoa; Arthropoda; Insecta; Diptera; Culicidae
Exons: 4
Coding region: 1154-3763 (869 amino acids)
Biological process (GO): nervous system development; neurogenesis
Molecular function (GO): protein binding
Source: RefSeq, a predicted model, not a curated record
UGUCCGCGUUCCGUCGAACAGAUUGCGACAAGUGGUGCGUUUCAUUCAGCUGUAUUUUGUUUCACUAUAGAGGUGCCGUGAGAGCGGAAAGCGUGAAUGAGGGUGUGGUGACAGGAGGAAAAUUGUAUUUAUAUUUUUUCCUUUGCUUUUUCUUGGGUCUCCCUCGCUCGCUGCCGGUCGGUGGCGCCUUGUAUCGUCGUGUCACGCGCGUGUCUCACGUCCCCAAGCCUCCCCCAGGAGCGGCCGGAGAACUGGUUAAGGACUGGCAGUGCGUACGUGUUCUAACUGCAAAAUUCGGCUGUGGAUUCUUUUUCGUGCUGCCUUUCGGUCGCUCGACGUGCGGACAGAUGACGCGUUCCGUGAUCGAAAACGAAUUGUCUGAAUGAAGAAGGUGAUUCAAAAGCGUCAUCAAUUUUUCGCACCAAAACACGUGUCGUAGAACGGAAACGGUGUGUGGUGCCCCGAGGAUAACCCUCCCAGACGGAUUACUCGUUCUGAAUUUUCCCAGCUGAAAGAUCUUCCCGGUGUUGCCUGCAUCGCCUGACACAAGGAUUACCAGUGGAUUUUUUUUUACCUGAGUGGGGAGUUCAGUGAUGAUUGGCUGGUGAGAAAUGAACGUGGAUGCCAAACGAAAAUAGCACUUGGCGUGUGGAAAUUUUAUAGCCUUUGGCGAAAAGCGAAACGAAGAUGAUUCAUGCUUAGUGAUUGUAAUUUGUGACAAAUUUUGGAAUAACAAGUUUUACGGUGAUAUCAUAGCCUGCAAAGUGAACCAACAGCAACUUUUCAUCAGACAAAGGAUUACCGAAUGGGAUUACACGAUUGGAGAAUUAAUUUAGCAAGUGAAAGCUGACCUCACCAUCCGCAACGAGUCGGUAGUUAGUGAGGGGUGAACGAAGUGAACCCAUGGAGUAGAAUCAAUCUGAGGAUUACCAGCAGGAUUAGAAGAUUCUAUGUAGUGAAAGUGUGAAAAAUGAUCUAGUGGCUUGAAGUGAUGCACAGUUGAAUAAAUUAUUCUGUGAAUAAUUCAUAUCCGAAAAAGAGGUAUAAGUGAUUGCUUCCCCUCUUCAAAAGUGUUCAAAUAAGCGGCACGAGUCUCACCACGCUCGCGUGCUAAUGAAAUGUCGUCGCUGCAGUGCCGUCGCCUCGUCGUCAGAUGAUACCAAGCAGGAGCAGCAGCCAGCAGCGAAUUUCCAGUCCACCGAAGUUCCCCUCGACGCCUCCGAACAAAACCUCAGGGGAGCGGGACUCGGCCGGAGUUAACACGGGAACCGUGAAGCGUCGACCCUCAUCGCUGGGAUCCAGGGAAAAGCCACCGCCAGACGAGUGCAAAAAUGAGGGCCAUAAAAGCGAACAGUUUGGGACCGGAAACGGCAACGCUGCCAGUGUUCCUAAUCGAGGAAACAUGAAAAGUGCGAAACAGUCCAAAAUUGCGGUGCUCCGACAGAAGGUGGUUGAUGAAAGCAGUAAAGCAAAGAGUCCACCAUCGGCAGGCUCUAAAAUCUCCGUCUUUCAAAAAACAUCCAAUCUACUGACGAAAACAACGAAUGACAAUAAACCGACAUCUCAGCAAAAACUUAAAAACAACAUAAUCCCUCCGAAAAAGCUAGUCAAACAAUCAACCUCAAGCGGCGACAGUGCGGGAGGUCGCGGUCUGAAAAAAGUCACUUUUAUCGCUGGCCUCUCGGUGGAGGGGGCCCCAAUCAAGGCGAGCACGGUGAAAGCAAUUGUACGGUCCCGACAGCAGUCCCUCAGUGACACCGGCGUACAGUUUAAAGAACUUUAUCGGGAUUUUCCGGUGGGGGGAAACAUUUCCGCCCCGUCAGACGGAGAUCAAGUUAAUCUACCUGUCCCUCCACCGUUGCCGCCCUAUCGAGAGCCUCCACCACCACCCCCGCCAUCAUCCACGACGGAAAAGGUGUUGUUGGAAGUCAUCCAACAGGAUCUAAUUUCGAUGGAGCCUGUCAGCAAGAAUGAAGACGUCAUUUCGGUGGCUACGACGAAAGAGGCCAACAGUAGGUCCAAACUCAAGGGAUUUGGCAGCCUCAGUAAACUGAUAUCGUCUUCCACGGGGCUGGGGGAGAAGAAAAGCAAUAAUUAUGUGACACUGCCGUCCUCGCCAAAAUUUAGUAAAAUGUCUUCCAAAGGAGCAGUCGAACUGCCUGCACCACCGGCGCCAGCACCCCCUUCGCCACCACCUACUCCGGAGGUUGCUUAUGAAGGAAAGCUGGAAUCAUCACCAGACGACAUCCUAACGAAACCGGAGUUUUCCUCGCUGGUAUUGAAAAAUUUGCCCGUCCGUCAGAGGAAAGGUGCGGUUCCUCAUUUGGAGAAUUAUUGUUUGUUCGACCCGUCGGUUGACUUCUUCAACGAGAAGGAGCACAAGAUGAGGACGAUACCGGAAACUGUCGAGCUAGCGGAUCCUUUGUUGUAUCAAAAUCCUUUGAUCUACGAUGCGGCAGAUCGAGAUUCCGAUAACUAUUUCACUAUCGAACCGGAAAAUUUUGAUGUUGAAGCGAGAAAUCGGCUCUCCCUGGAAAGAGUGGAGGAGAAAAUUGAUGAAAUUUUCAACAAAACUCGGACGUCGUCUUCCUCAAGCGGUUCAAGUCCCGACUAUCCGUCCAUGGUGAACUCAGUGAUUGAAACUCCUUCCUCGAACUUGGAAUCAACGGAUGAAAGCGACUACGGGUUCCGGAACCGUUUGAUAGACCAGCUCAAGGUUGUAACGAAAUCGAUAUCCGGUUCCAUCAACGGCGACCAGCAGGAGUCCUCGUACUACGGUGUGGUAACAAAAACAGCUGUCACUCAGUUCGAACGCCUCCACCGUCAGCAAUCGGCGUCGCUCCCGAAUUCACCCCUGCUUCAACAGCGAAAAAGUGAUGAAUCAUCGUCCUCAUCACCUCCCUCCUCCUCGACCAAGACAACAGACUCGUCCUCCAACGGGCCAUCCAGUUCGGUCCACGAGACACUUUGCUCUGGAGACCCAUCAUCCGGUAGUCCCCCACCUCCGGCACCCACAUAUUCGCACCCCACUUCCUCGAGCAGGACGACGACGAAAAUUAAAUCAGACCCGCCCGCCAGCAAGGUUAAUUUUCUUCCGUUCCUGUCCUUCGACUCGCUCAAAUCCAGUGUGUCAUUGCCCCACCUCCAGAAGGCACCCUACACCGGUGCCAUCAGCAAGCACAGCAACGGUUGCGGUGUCCCAUAUCGAAACGCAUCCCUCGAUGCGACGCCCCUGUUCAAUCGUCUUCGGAAGCAAAGGCCACUGUCGAACCACAGCGAUGCCGAUAGUGGCUUUCUGAGUCCGGCCACGCCGCCAGAUUCAACGGGCCAGUCUAUCCAGAAUCAGAUUCUUGCCGCCGAGCAGCAGCGCCAACAGAAGCAGGAACAGGUGAACAAUAGUGAUACGGUGAUUGUGUUGGAACAGUGCGACAGCAUCCAGGAGUUGAUUCAGAUCUACACUGACUGGGCCAACUACUACCUGGAGCGGGCCAAAUCGAAGAAGAAGGUUUCCGAUCUGUCUGCCGACUGCCGCGAUGGACUGCUGCUGGCCGAGGUGAUCGAAGCGGUCACCACAUUCAAAGUACCUGAUUUGGUGAAGAAACCAAAAACACCCCAACACAUGAAGGAGGUUGCUCCCGACGAGGGAAGUAAAAAGCUUCUCUAUAGCAAGAAGUACUCCUCGCUCAAGGAUGGUGAUGCUGGAAAUCUGCUGGGUACCACGAAAAAACGUAAGAAGCAACUGCCUCUGUUCCACGAUAAAUAA